AUGUCCGACCCCCAGUCCUGGCUGCUGGCCCCAGGCACUGACCCCCAUGGCACCCGCUGGCCCCUCACACCAACCCCAGCUGCAUGCUCCGACCCCCAGUCCUGGCUGCUGGCCCCAGGCACUGACCCCCAUGGCACCCGCUGGCCCCAGACACCAACCCCAGCUGCAUGCUCUGACCCCCAGUCCUGGCUGCAGGCCCCAGGCUCCGACCCCCAUGGCACCCGCUGGCCCCGGACACCAACCCCAGCUGCAUGCUCUGACCCCCAGUCCUGGCUGCUGGCCCCAGGCACUGACCCCCAUGGCACCCGCUGGCCCCUCACACCAACCCCAGCUGCAUGCUCUGACCCCAAGUCCUGGCUGCUGGCCCCAGGCACUGACCCGCAUGGCACCCGCUGGCCCCGGACACCAACCCCAGCUGCAUGCUCCGACCCCAAGUCCUGGCUGCUGGCCCCAGGCACUGACCCGCAUGGCACCCGCUGGCCCCGGACACCAACCCCAGCUGCAUGCUCCGACCCCCAGUCCUGGCUGCUGGCCCCAGGCUCCGACCCCCAUGGCACCCGCUGGCCCCGGACACCAACCCCAGCUGCAUGCUCCGACCCCCAGUCCUGGCUGCUGGCCCCAGGCACUGACCCCCAUGGCACCCGCUGGCCCCGGACACCAACCCCAGCUGCAUGCUCCGACCCCCAGUCCUGGCUGCUGGCCCCAGGCACUGACCCCCAUGGCACCCGCUGGCCCCGGACACCAACCCCAGCUGCAUGCUCCGACCCCCAGUCCUGGCUGCUGGCCCCAGGCUCCGACCCCCAUGGCACCCGCUGGCCCCGGACACCAACCCCAGCUGCAUGCUCCGACCCCCAGUCCAGGCUGCUGGCCCCAGGCACUGACCCCCAUGGCACCCGCUGGCCCCGGACACCAACCCCAGCUGCAUGCUCCGACCCCCAGUCCUGGCUGCUGGCCCCAGGCACUGACCCCCAUGGCACCCGCUGGCCCCAGACACCAACCCCAGCUGCAUGCUCCGACCCCCAGUCCUGGCUGCUGGCCCCAGGCUCCAACCCCCAUGGCACCCGCUGGCCCCGGACACCAACCCCAGCCGCAUGCUGCGACCCCCAGUCCUGGCUGCUGGCCCCAGGCCCCGACCUCCAGCCUUGGGUGUGCAGCAGCAGGCAUUGGCCCCAGGAUCCGAUCCCCGGGCACGUGGCAGCAGCCGCCGAUCCCCGGCCCCGGGUGUGCGCCGAUCCCCGGGCCCGGGUGUGCGCCGAUCCCCGAGAGUGCAGCAGCAGGUGCUGGGUUCAGCUCCAUGGCAGUGGGCAUUGA
Malaclemys terrapin pileata is the source of this 1311-nucleotide messenger RNA. RefSeq lists its product as uncharacterized. The coding region runs from base 1 to 1311 and encodes 436 amino acids. NCBI's taxonomy places the organism in Eukaryota, Metazoa, Chordata, Testudines, Emydidae. The record is from RefSeq and is a predicted model, not a curated record. The transcript has a single exon.